Molecule: messenger RNA, 609 nt
Organism: Camellia sinensis
Lineage: Eukaryota; Viridiplantae; Streptophyta; Magnoliopsida; Ericales; Theaceae
Biological process (GO): systemic acquired resistance
Molecular function (GO): fatty acid binding
Source: RefSeq, a predicted model, not a curated record
GUUUAACACAUUGUAGUGGAAGAGUUUGAGCUACACACACACACACAGCAGUAAAAGAAAUGGAAGCUCCAAAGAAGUACAUUUGUGUUCUGGGGUUUCUUUUGUUUCUAGGAAUUGCAGAGCUUGGAGGGGUUAAUGGGGCUGGUGAAUGUGGAAAGGCUUCUCCAGACACAGAAGCUUUCAAGUUGAUUCCUUGUGCAUCAGCAGCAAAGGAUGAAAAUGCCACACCUUCUAGUGCUUGCUGCCUUCAGGUGAAGAAGUUGGGCCAGAACCCUGGAUGCCUUUGCGCUGUUAUGCUUUCCAACACUGCUAAAAACUCUGGAGUCAACCCUGAAAUUGCCAUAACCAUUCCCAAACGCUGCAACCUCUCUGACCGUCCUGUUGGUUAUAAGUGUGGAGCUUAUACCUUACCUUGAAGACUGAAGAUCACAAAAGUCAUCCCCUCUUGGAUAUGACUAAAAAGUACUACUCGUUUGGUUUAGUUGUAUGCUGCAGGCUAGUUGUUUAUCUAGCUAAUAAAGUUACUGUCAUAUCCAAACUUGUGAUUAGUAAAUAAAAUUGCAGUGUUUUAUGCUGUUUGGCUAAUAAGGUGCUUCUUGUUUCAUCUCA